Molecule: messenger RNA, 2592 nt
Organism: Fonsecaea erecta
Lineage: Eukaryota; Fungi; Ascomycota; Eurotiomycetes; Chaetothyriales; Herpotrichiellaceae
Exons: 3
Coding region: 1-2592 (863 amino acids)
Source: RefSeq, a predicted model, not a curated record
AUGGAUCACAUACCCACGCCAGAAUAUCCCUUCCGACCCAUCCACGUGCCUUGGCUGGGUGGAAGUCUGGCUCUCACCUCUGAGUACGAUAGCAAGGGAUUUCUCGAUUUCCCCUCGCGGCAUGGCUGGAGCACACAGAGUCUACACGAUGUCGAUUUCGAGGGCAGGGACGCUGCUCAGACGGCGGCCUUCCUUCAAGAGUGGCUCUACUUUGGACUGCUUGGUUCCGUGUUCCAGAUAUGCGGCGUCACUUUCAGCAGGCACCAUCUCCUACGACACACGUCGGGGUUCAGGAACAAGAAGAGAUACAGGUCCUUCAUCACGACGAGAACACUGAGCAAGCAGUUACAGCAAUGGUACGACAAGGAAAAGUAUGCCUCCCCCUCUGUGAAGACGGAGCACGAGGGAGACAUCAGGUUCAAUUUCACCUUUGCAUCGCGAGUACUCGAGGCUUUCAAUCGGAAGUUAAGCACCGCUGGCAACGAUGCCGAAGCCGAGUAUCUGCGCAACUGCCUGCCUGGAGAUGUCGAACUGUCAAUCGUCGUUCUGCUGGCUACGAUUCAGUACUUCCACAUGGUCAUCUAUGACCCUCCAAGUAGACUGGUAGCCCCUACCUGCCCUUGGCUCUCGUUGGUGAUGGUGAGCGAAGGCUGGUGCGUAGGGCAAGUUGCCAGACUAUGGAGGCGGCAUCGGAAUGUCUUGACCAUGUACUACUUCAAGAUGCUGGGUCCGCCAACAGUCACCAAGGACCACUGGCGUUGUUCGACAAGCCGGUGCGCGGCCCAUGAUGUAGUGGAAGACAUAUAUGUCACGGCGCAUUGUCCCGUAGAGCCGUCCUUUAUGCAUUUCCCAGUCCCGAAAAUGAUCACGAAACGUAUGAGUUGCAGAUGCGGCGGCCAGACGGGGCCAUUGAUCGAUAAACUUGUUGCCAUCAUAGGGGAUGGGAGCAUCCCCAUCAUAUCGGUCCGGUGUCCAACCAGCACCCAGAACGGGAAAUGGAAUGAUUCUUUGGACCUGGAGGUCGUCGCAUAUACUGGAGAUACCCCAUAUAUUGCAAUAUCCCACGUUUGGUCCGACGGCCUUGGGAAUCUCACAGCGAACACCCUGCCCAUCUGUCAGUUGAAAGCUCUCAGAACGCAGCUACAAUACAUGAUCCUCACAAACCCCGAGUACUUUGGCGACAUCUUUCCCGAAGGCUUACGCGUCCACAAGACAGCACGCCUGGAGCGACUUUACUUUUGGAUCGACACUCUUUGCGUACCCGCCAACAAUCUCGAAAUGAGAAAGAAAGCCGUCCUGGACAUGCGCAACGUCUUUGAGGCAGCAUCGGCCGUCCUGGUGAAAGACGCCGAGUUGAACGCACAGAGCCGGUAUUGUCCUCUUGAAGAGCUCACGGCCCGUGUGUGCGUGUCCCCCUGGUGUUCACGGUUGUGGACACUGCAGGAAGGUGCCUUGAACGACCGGGUCUUUGUUCAGAUGUCCCACGACGAGGUCGUUCUGCUUGAUAGCUUGAACGAGCCGGUGCGGUCGCUCGUUUUGCUGUCGGAUGAACUGCUCGAUGCCGAUUCGAUUGACUUGGCCGACCGUCUGUCCACAUCAGCAGACUGUGACGACAAUAGUGCAUCCGAACAAUUGGGCUUUGCGGCAAAGUUUGCGGCGUGUCCUUCGGCCAUUCUAUCGAUGAAUGCCCUUCCCUCCAGCAUUGGAUCCAUAUCCACUUUACAUCGGGCAAAAGCAGAAUGGUUCUUGCACGUAUUGACCCAAUUACAGUGCAGGGAAACCAGCAAAGCCUCUGACGAAGCCAUCUGCAUCGCCACGUUGCUGAAUGCAGGAGUGAAAGACGUACUCAGGGAGGAUGACGGGAAAAAGAGGUGGAUUGCCCUCCUGUCAGUUGUGGAGGAUGUUAUCUCAGCGCACAUUGUGUUCACGAGCUUGCCUAGGAUGAGCGUCAAGGGGUAUCACUGGGCGCCACGGUCAUUUCUGAACUACCUUGAGGGAUCGGAGCUCGCAAGAGUAGUCAACCUCCAUGACUCUGAUGCAGAAACUCUCGAGCUCCAACACGAUUCAGACUCCAACGAGCCAUACCAUGCACGACAGGGUGCCAGGCCUGUUCGUAUCAUAGAACGCGGGCUGCUAGUCUCGUUCCCAGGAUUUAUAUUUCAGCCGCUCACAAAUCCUUUGUCGUCCGAGUUUUGUUUCACCCAGGAAGACGACGUUACUUAUUGGUGCAUUACCGAGUACUCCCGGGUCCAUUUCGAAGCAUAUUUUGAGGGCACUCCGUUUUUGCCGGAGCAAUCAUGGGAUGCUGUGGAGGUAGGGGCGUCCUCCCGGCUGUCGCUUGUCCUGGAGAGUCAUUUUUCAGAGUCCACGGCGCCCGUCCGGGGUGCGCUGUUGAUGAAUUGCUCGGAGGAGGCCAAUGUGGUUUAUGGGAUGCAUUUUUGUCUUACUCUUGUCACUCGGACCACGAAAAGCUAUCAGCCGCCAGAAUUUGAGCUGGCGAAAGAGAAAAUGGUCCAAAAUACGGGGCAUGCUCAGUGGGAACUGACUGUGGGUGCCAAGUUGGGAGAGCAACAGGAGUGGUGCAUCGCAUGA